This is a messenger RNA of Oldenlandia corymbosa var. corymbosa, 2367 nucleotides long. The record is from the annotation of a GenBank genome assembly. NCBI's taxonomy places the organism in Eukaryota, Viridiplantae, Streptophyta, Magnoliopsida, Gentianales, Rubiaceae.
AUGGCUUUAGUUCCAUUUUCAGCACCGCCACUGUAUCCACCAGCUCCACCGUCAUGCCGUGCUUCAUUUUACCGUGGCGUUUCUCCUUUUUAUUACUGCCACUAUAAUUGCCCAACCAAAUUGGAUUCCUUAUCAAGCCGUCAAUUGAAUUCCGGUGGCGGUUUAAUAACGAAUGCCGGGAAAACUGCAAAUUCAUCAGUUUCCGAAAUUAAUGGAAGGAUUUCCGGUAGUAAUACGCCGGAGAUAAUGGAUUACGUCGAGGUGUUCGGAAUUGGAAGUCGGAAAGACGCCGUAUUCGACUUCUGUUUGAACUCGCAAUUCCUUUCCCCUGCUUUGCGUUUCUGGAAUAUUCUUGUGAAGGAUGAAACAAAGGUGCAGUUGCAGCAGAGGUUUCCCAGUCAAGAUAUAACUUCUGAAGUUACGGAAGCUUCGACAAAUUGCUGGCCAUGUUCAAAAGCAUUUGUCCUUGUGGCUAGUGCAGCAUAUGGCAGUGAUGAUAUUGCAGCUCUUGAUAUUCUUAGGGCAGCAAAAUCAAAGAAAUUCUUAGUAGUUGGCAUAAUUCUAAGGCCUUUCGACUUUGAAGGACGAAGACGGAAAGAUGAGGUGAUGAAAUUGGUGGAUGUUAUUAAGGAGCAAGCUGAUUUCUGCAUUGAUGUUGAUACCAAUGCGCUUUUGGAUAAUGAUAUGGUGACCCUUGAUGAAGCGGUAAAGAUGAUGAAUAACGCUGUCCUAAUGGCCACAAAUGCCAUACCCAUUCUCAUAUCAGAAAAGCAUGUAAAGCUUCAACAUGCAACACAUAAUGGUAGUGGAGUACAGACAGCUGCCGAACUUCAAAAGAUCCUGAAAGACCACAACGAAGCAAAAAUUGGGUUUGGAGCUGGUUUUAGUGUAAAAAGUUCAGUAAUCCAAGCUGUAUAUGACUGCCCCUUCCUAAAUGUUGGUGUGAAGGACUCCAGCGGUAAAGUCAUAUGCAUUCUUGCAAGUUCAGGCAUCAUUGAUGACCAAGACAGUGCUACUAUUUCGCAAGUUGUUCACACAACCAUAGGUUGUAGGGAGGAAGUGAUUGUAUCUGUAGUCUGUGAGCCAAAACUUGAGCUGAAUCUGAUUAGGACAACAAUUUUAGCAUUCGGCUGUCUGAAGCAGCAGCCCAGUAAAAAGAGUGGCAUAAUCUCUAGACUAGCCCAACAUUUUCCUUUCCUUUUCAGUAUCUUGAAUAAGCAGUCUCCACAACCUCAAAACACUAAAGGAAAUAUAUCUGAAUACCAGCAUGCGUCGGGAGAUAAAUCAUUGGAAGAAUAUGAUCCGGUACUGAGUAAAGCCCACUUCGAUGGUAUCUCUGAAGAUUACAGUGCUCAAACGAUUUCACCCUUACAAAGCAAUCGUGACAAAGACACAUCUUUCAGGAGAUAUGAAGGUGCGUUGGACGGAAGUGACAUUGAAUUUUCCAAUACUGACUCAAUUCCUUUACCUUCCCUGCAAAAUGCCCAAGGAGCACCUCCUUUUGAAGGGAACUUAAUCACUAAAGACCAUGUUGGAGCAGAUAAUCAGAAUUUCCUGGUUUGGACCACAGAGGACGCUCCUGAUACUGAGGCUACUCUUCUACCUGAUAGCGUGAGCAUCUACAGACUUCCUGUUGGUGUGAAGAGUUCGCAAAUUUCGGAGGAGUUUUCCGCUAACAUUAGUCGUCAGAGAAAGCAGAAAGAUAGCAGCAGGAAAAUUCUGUCAGAUACUACUCCGAGUGUGUCUUGGGAUGGUAUAACUGACAGAGGCCUCGAAGCUACCAUGAACUUUAUUGAUCUGUCAAAAUCUAGAAAAAGAAAUAAUGCCAUUGACUCUAAUAAGCAAGGAGCUCUUUCCAACCGGGCGGCAUCAAUGCUGGAAGCUGAACGAGAUUCACCAAACAAGAAGUGGAGCCCUGUUCUGGAAAUUCAAUACAGGGGAGGGAUCUACCGUGGUCGCAUCCAAGGAGGACUUCCGGAAGGUAAGGGGUGUCUUUCUCUUGAAGAUGGAAGCAUAUAUGAUGGCAUGUGGCGCUCUGGUAAACGAUCCGGCUUGGGUACAUUAUACUUCAGCAAUGGCGAUGUUUUCCAAGGAUCAUGGAGAGAUGAUGUUAUGCACGGCAAGGGUUGGUUCUACUUCCAUACGGGAGACAGGUGGUUUGUGAAUUUCUGGAAAGGUAAAGCAAAUGGGGAAGGACGAUUUUACUCAAAGCUAGGGGAUGUGUUCUUUGGUCACUUCAAAGAUGGAUGGCGGCAUGGCUAUUUUCUGUGCAUUGGCGUGGAUGGGACAAGGUGGCAUGAGGUGUGGGAAGAUGGUGUACUUGUUAGCCGCAAGCAGCUGUUUGCUGGUGACAAUGGCGUUGCUUAA